CAUCCACUUUACGAGCUCCUCCUAAAGAAACUCGAACCCAUUACAACUCUAGAUAAGGUUGAAAAAGAAGAAAUAAUCUUUUUAAGACGACUUCGAAGAAGCAGUAUGGCCAUCUGUACCUAAUCAUAUUCAAGAGAAUAGUUGUUAUCAAGACUUGAGCAUUGGACGACUAUUAUACGAGCAGCAACGACGGAAUACGACGUUCACGACUUACUUUUGAAUUCGUUCUAGAGUUCAACACACGAGGCGGCACCUUGCUCACCUCUGCGUACACGACGAUCGGCCCAGGAACCAAAGCUAGAGGCCGUUUAACUUUGUUCGUCGCUAGCCUACACCCAAGACGCAGGCGGCCACGCUCUUCUACGUACAGUAUACCACUACCUGCUUCUCUUCACACCGCCGACCUCCAUGGUCGACUCUCCCCAUAGCGUGACUCUGUAUCCAACCAUGACAGGCUUCAAUGGUCGCUACACCUAUACCGGUCCCUACUACGGCCACUACACUGGAUCUGCCUACGGCUUUGGCCCCGAUUCCGCCAAAGCGUUCGGCCAAGAGGACACCGCGAACGGCAACGCUGCGCGACGAGGCGCGAGUUACUUCUUCGGGUUCCUGAUCACCUUUGUGGUUUUGUUGCUCAUGUUUGUCUGCUGUGCGAUUGCAUCGAGGAGGAGGUACCUUUCGAGACAGCGGCAGAGGCGGAUGGACUCGUUGAUCGAGGGUUCUGGGUUUACUGGUGGAGGGCAUAGGUUUAUGGGCUUUGGAGGGCUUUUGGGGAUGAACCGCGAUUUGGAUGUAGGCGCGGCGGAGGGAGGUGGAGAGAAGGAGAAGCCGAAGUUUCAUGAAGUGCAGUUGCUGGGUGUUCAAGCCACCGGAGAGAGUCCAGUUGGGCAGUCCAAAUUCUUGAAGGGUGACAGGACCCCGGAAGAGAAGUGGGGAAACACCGUCAUCUUUGACGCGCAGGGAAACGGACAUAGUAGGAAGGGAUCUAACUGGAGCUGGACGAGCAUUACCCCUCUUUCAGCCUCGAUGAUCCGAGCCCCCAAAGAUCUUCAACCCUACGACCACUUUGAAACUGCUCUCUCCUCUACUGCUACCGACACCGGACCCCCUCCAUCCUACUGGGCACGCUAUCCCACUACUGGUUAUGUCACUUCGAGCGCUACACCCACCCCAUCCCACGAGGAUUACGAAGACGAAAAUCGAGGCUGGUUCUCGCGAUUCUUUUCCAAACGCGGGCGUCUCGGUAGUCCAACAGCCGUUUCCUCGGAAUCUACUGGUUACCCUCUGUCCCCCAUCUCUCGAGCCAGCAGCGAGCCAUUCAUUCAGAGAGAUCGUUCACUUCGCACCGGAUCAGGCGUGGACUUGGAGAAGGGAGUUGUGUCGCCGGCAACGGACCAUGUCGUUAGUGGUGAGGAGAAGCGCAUGGAAGUCGCGGUUAUAGUUGCGAUGCCGAGUGGAGUGAACAAGAUUAAGAGGAAGCCGCCUCCUAGUCCUGAAUACCAGAUUGGAGGCUUUUUGGAAGGAGAAAGCCAAGCCCCUAACUCCAUGGCAGAUCGCCGUUAUCUAAUCGCACAGCCACAUCGCCAUGCUAAUCCUCGCCAAGCUUCCGCUUUCUUUCCCUCUUUCCGCGACGACCAUGUCGCACCCAGCUCAACAUGCAGUUCGACUGAACAGGUCGUCUCAGCUUCUUCAAUGGGUAGAUAUGAGCUCAGUCGCGCAUUUAAGCUCCUCAUGACCAGGAAUUCUACCGAAAUGCCUCAUUGGUCGUGA
Messenger RNA from Coprinopsis cinerea okayama7#130, 1770 nucleotides. RefSeq lists its product as hypothetical. The coding region runs from base 409 to 1770 and encodes 453 amino acids. Lineage: Eukaryota; Fungi; Basidiomycota; Agaricomycetes; Agaricales; Psathyrellaceae. The record is from RefSeq and is a predicted model, not a curated record. The transcript is spliced from 6 exons.